Molecule: messenger RNA, 375 nt
Organism: Punctularia strigosozonata HHB-11173 SS5
Lineage: Eukaryota; Fungi; Basidiomycota; Agaricomycetes; Corticiales; Punctulariaceae
Exons: 1
Source: RefSeq, a predicted model, not a curated record
AAAAUUGGUGACUUGCGCCCCGCCGACGCGUUCAAGCUGUAUAUGGCAAGAGUCGACCCUAACUUAGUGCACGCCUGCGAGAUUGCCCUUGACAUAGACCCUGUCCUGCUGAGGCGACUGGAAAGCGUACAAUUCAAGUUCGUUCGUCGCGCGCUCGGCCUCUCGUCACGAUCACACACAGCAGUGCUCUUCACGGAGACUGGCCUGAUGCCGCUACGUCACCGCCGAGUUAUCCUUGCGCUCCGUUACCUCGUCCACCUCCUCACCAUUCCUCGCGGUCGCUACGCAUCUUUGGCGUUAUACAAAUCCUUCGAGCUUGCCAACGCCAACGUCCAAUGCUGGAUAUCGGACAUUCGUAUCGUUCUAGCGGCGUUA